This is a messenger RNA of Bursaphelenchus xylophilus (pine wood nematode), 2123 nucleotides long. NCBI's taxonomy places the organism in Eukaryota, Metazoa, Nematoda, Chromadorea, Rhabditida, Aphelenchoididae. The record is from the annotation of a GenBank genome assembly.
AUGAACCGUUGGGUAUAUUACAGGUGAGAUAAGAUAUUUUUUAGGGUUUACAUUCGAAAAUAUAAUUAUUGCGUCAUUAAAGAGCUGGUCAACGGGUUCUGAUGUAAUAUUCUUGCCUUUAUAGUGCCUGCGAAGAAUUGCGAUUUGCCGCGACUUUCUUGGAUCGCCUCCAGAAGAUUGAUAACCCAGGAGAUCGGAUGUCUCUGAUUGCUGGAUUCAUUAUCAGCGGGUAUUCUGGAAUGAGUAUUCGCAACCGAAAACCAUUCAAUCCGCUGCUCGGAGAGACUUUUGAUUACAUUUCGGAUGAUGGUUGGAAAUACCAUGCGGAACAAGUCUCUCACCAUCCCCCGGUAUCUGCAUGCAAUGCUGAAGGGAAUGGCUGGGAAUGGCAGCAGACUCUGCAGGGCACAAUCACUCCUAGUUUGGACGGGUCGGCCAGUUUUGAAUUGUCUCUAUUAGGUUGACCCUGGCGAAUGGAGAAGAGUAUGUGUGGAAUAAAGUAAGGUUAUUUUGUUUUAUUAUUGUUUCUGGGUUUAGGUCACAACCAUCAUCCAGAAUGCGAGAGCUGAAGCGACUAAACGAAAGGUGAAGAAUGAAGGAGAGAUGAGCAUCAGAUGCAGUAAUGGAUAUGAAUGUAAAAUGUUGUUUACAUCGGAAAAGAAUGGGAUCCGCGGGGAGAUCAGGAAAAAUCAGCAAGCUGUCGUCUUUAGACUAGUUGGAUGUUGGGAUAAAGGAUUGAAUAGGUCAGUUUUGAAUCUAUUUUUGUGUCCAGAAAUUCGGUCAUGAUGCAACACUUUCGUGUCAAGUCUUCGUGUUUGGCCAAGGCGAUGACAAUUCGCGAAGAUUGCUUACAAAAACAAGGUAUUUCCUGUGGCGAAAGGAUUUUGUCCGGGUCAAGUUGCAUCAUGACCGAAUUUCUGGAAAACGUAAAAUUAUCCAACUCUUUGCAACCUGUUGCGCGAAUUGCUUAGUUUGCAGACUUCUGGCCUUGGGUUGGUGGAGAAAGCUUUUUAUCGAGUCAACUCCUUAUUUUCCCGUUGUUUUUUCUCAUGAAUCACAUUUUCAGCAUGGCGUCAAUGCAUUUGAUCUUAUUGAUACUCUUGACGAAUUUCGGUGUGAUGGAUAUGCUACCCGUUUCGAUUGUUCUACUCCCGAUUAUUAUCUUCAUUGCCAGAGAGCGGAGAAGGGAGCAAGUUAGGCCGCGAGACGAGGACUUCAAUAAUAGUGCCAGUUCAGGAAUAGGAAGCUUAGAGGGUAAGUGCCUUUCUGUUUUUAUUCUUUUUCAUUCAUAAAGGGGACCAGAAGUACGUGUUCUUUUACUCUUGCUUUUGAACUUCCUCUAAACCUUUCGAUUUUUCGAAAUUUUAUGAAAGGCUCGGGGCCUGCGGCCCCUCGCAUGCGGCAUUCUUUUAUUAGGUUGGCUAAUAUUUCAACAGGGAGUCCAUCUGACAACUGCUGCCUUUUAGCCAAACAUAUAUCUCAGUACCCCAACUAGUGCUCGUUAAUGAGACGUAUGUCCUGUAUUAUAACCAUGUAAACAAGAGCCAAUGAUUUGACGUGCAGGAUUCUGAAGUUCAGAUCCAAGCAACAGUCCAUCUCCAGGAGGGUAUUUUUGAGCCGCUCUUGGAAUUGUCAUAGGCCUACGCUGUUGCCGUUAUUACCAAAUGGUAACACAGUUAAGAAGGGUGUUUAUACAUGCUACCUUGGCCAGCUGCCGGCAGCGGGCAAAAAGAAAACCGCCGUUUGGGAUACCGGGAUGACGCGGAAAGCCAUGCGCCAUAAAGAUGUUAGUAAAAAGUUUCUAAACAUUUCGAAUGGGAUCCACUUUCCCGACAGUUUUACAGCUUGAGCAUCGGCGACUGUAACAGACAUCAAUUAGGCAGCUAACUUUUAUGGUUUUAGAUGAAACUUGUGUUUCCAUCGGCUGCCGGAGAGACGCUACGUUAUUUUGCGAUACGUACAUUGAGGAUGCGGCAGGCCUCUGUCGUCGAUCAUUGAUAUGUAACGACCAUUGGGUUCGUGGUCACCAGUAUGAGAUCACUCAUUGUCCCAACUGCCAAGUAACAAUAGAAGCAACGCUGUGCCGCCUUCGACUGUACUUAGGCGGGGAGGGUCGAAAUUGA